AUGAACAAGCUAAGUGAGUCCAGUGAAGUUGUCUUUACUACUGGUCGUGUGAGUAAUUUCUUCAGUAAUCUGACCAACCAAGAGGAGCAAUUUAUUUACAAAGAUGUCAACUUGAGUCAUAUCGAACAGGCAAAAAACAGCCUUAAAUCAGCCAAUGAUGACAUCCUCUCUACUAUCAUUGAAUGUUUCAAAGGAAGAUUUGAUGAUAUUACCAAUACCGACAAUCUGUUCAAUGCUCUUGUGAAGAUUUUAGACACUGAAGUCUAUCCAGAACAAGGACUUGAUGAUGUUUAUGGUGAAGAUGAAGUGAAGUUGGUAAUCGACAGGUUUUGUGACUUACUCAGUGCAAACGGUUGUGAUGUCAUGAAAAUUGAAUGUGAGUGGGAUGAGCUGAAGCAAUUGGUUGUGACAACUGGAUUAAAAACCAUGACAUAUGUUGAUGUCUGGGCAAAGCUUUUCAGUUCUUCAAAGAAAGAAUCUCUGAGCAACAUCCUACAUGUUGCUGAAAUUCUCCUGGUUGUUCCAAUCAGUAACGCAACUCUUGAGCGCAUGUUCUCAACAAUGAAUCGUAUCCACAGUGAUUGGAGAAAUUGCUUAGGAGAAAAGAGGGUUGAGAAUCUGCUAAGAAUUUGGGAGGAAGGGCCUGCACCAGAAAAAUUUGAUGCACAACCAGUGCUUGCAAGAUGGACUGAGAAAUGUGCCACACAACGAAGGCCUAACGUGAGGCCAAGUGGGCCGAGAGCAUCUGGUUCUAAGACUAAAAGAAACUGCCUGAAUCUCAGGUUGCUGAAACUGUGA
This is a messenger RNA of Paramuricea clavata, 798 nucleotides long. The record is from the annotation of a GenBank genome assembly. NCBI's taxonomy places the organism in Eukaryota, Metazoa, Cnidaria, Anthozoa, Malacalcyonacea, Plexauridae.